GCUUUUAUUUUGACAGGCGAGCGGAAGUGACACCCGGAAGUGAUGGCUGUAAACUGAAGUUGAGUUUGUUGACGUUGGCAGAAUCCGGCCGCUGCGUCCACGGAGUGUGAGUCCACUGAACAGCGCUGCUCCACCAGAACUUCUGUGUUCCGAUCACCGUGUGUGACUGGACUUUGUGCUGUUCACGUGUGUUCUGGGUGAUUCUCCUCUGACGAGUCAACAAGGCUACACACGUUAGCUUAGCAUGCUAGCUGUGAACAGAGCGAGUGUGUGAUGGAGAGCAGACGGUGUUUGUGACGGAGUUCGUGUGGAGACAAAGUUCGUGUGACUGUGUGAAAAUGUCUAAAGUCCAAAUGCUGAGCUUGUUGGUGAAGCAGCGGCUGACUGCGGCUGCUGAAGAGAUAUCUGGGCUGUUUGAAAGAACGAUAGCAGAGUACGAGGAGGAACUGUGUCGUUCACAAGAGGAGAACGAGCGACAACGGAAACUACUGGACGCUGUUAAGGCCCAGUUACACAGAGCAGAGCAUCCUGCAGAUGUCCAGCAGCUGUCGGUGAGUAAAGCAGAGGUUCCCCCUGAGCAGCAGGAGUGCAGCUCCAGUCUGGAUCAGGAGGAACCAGAACCCACACACAUUAAAGAGGAACAGGAGGAAUUCUGGACCAAUCAGGAGGAGGAUGAUGUCACCAGGUUCACCUUCACUUUGAAGAGUGAAGACGAAGAUGACAAUGAAGGAAAACCUCAGUCCUCACAGCUCCGUCAAAGACAGACUGAACAGGUGGAGACAGAAGCUGAUGGAGCAGACUGUGGAGAACCAGAACCAGCCUGGACUUCAGAUCAACUUCCACAGCCUGAGACUGACGAUACUGAUGACUCUUCUGAACCUGAGACUGAAAACAGAAGGGAGAGCAGAAAACCUCCGUCAGGACUGAACUCUUUGACAAAGCAACGUGCUGUCAGUAACAUGAAGUGUAAAACUGGCAAGAAACCAUUUCGCUGCUCCGAAUGUGGUAAAAUAUUUUGUGGAAAGUCGAGUCUGAAGACACACAUGAGGAUGCACACAGGAGAGAAACCCUACAGCUGCACUCUGUGUGAUAAAAGCUUCACUCAGAAAGGAGGCCUAGACUACCACCAGAGGACUCACACCGGGGAGAAACCCUUCAGCUGCACAGUUUGUGGUAAAGGUUUCAGCUGUAAGAACACUCUGCAGAACCACCUGAAGAACCACACGGGAGAGAAACCGUACCGCUGCUCUCACUGUGAUAAAUGUUACUUAUGGAACGCAGAUUUACAGAUUCACAUGAGAACCCACACAGGAGAGAAACCCUUCACCUGCGCCAUCUGCAACAAGAGCUUCUACGUCAAAGAACACCUGAGCAGACACAUUAAGUACCACACAGGGGAGAAACCCUUCAGCUGCUCCAUCUGCGGGAAAGGCUGCGCUGAAAAAACAGAUCUGAAGAAACAUAUGAGAGUCCACACGGGAGAGAAACCCUUCAGCUGUCCCUUCUGUGGGAAGUGCUGCGCUGAGAAAGGAGACCUGACCAAACACAUGAGAGUUCACACGGGAGAGAAACCCUUCAGCUGCAACAUCUGUGGGAAGAGUUGUGCCCAGAAGGGAAGUCUGAAGAUCCACAUGAGAACCCACACAGGGGAGAAACCCUUCACCUGCGACGUUUGUAACGAGAGGUUCACCUGGAGGUAUCAGUUCAAGAACCACGUGUGUGGUGGAGAGUCCUCAGUGUCAGUGGAUCAUAACACACCUACAUCUGCAGGAACUGGUACAUGACCCGAUUCUGACGUUGUUAAUGGGUCGACUGAAGCCCUGCUGAUAGAUCUAAACAAUUUAUAGAAGUCCUGAGAGUGAAGGCUGCUGGUGAAACAUUUUCAGAGUCUGAUUGAAAAUAUUUUCUCUCCUGAUGUGUGUGGUCUUAACGCUGUUUUCUGUUGUUUUGUUUUUUAUGUUUGAAUCAAAUCAUUUUAUUCUCCGAGAGUCACUUUCCCUGAGAGCUUCUGCAGCGUCUCGUCAGACCGACUCGCAGCUGAUCAUUUAAAAAUGUGUCAUACACACACACACACACACAGUCCUCCCACCCCACCUGUGUGUGUGUGUGUGUGUGUGUUAGCUGCUGUAAUUAGCAUGUGUUAUCUGUCAGUGGCUGCUGGGAGCUGAAUGUCAUCCCGUCUCUGAUCCUCGGUGAUAAACUCCAUCCGUCUGAUCGAUGCUCAAAUGAAAUGCUCUCUGAAUCAGACACAGUUCGUCUCUGAUUGGACAAUCACGCUGAUGGAAACACACGAUGCAGCUCAUUAGGUGACAAACGGAGUAAAAAGAAGAAAAACAGCGUGAUGACGUGUCGCCUGCUGAUGUCUGCUGUCGUCAGCGUCCGUGUUAAUAAAGGUUGAUGAGGCGACAUGCUGCUGCUGUCCGAUCGGUUCUGGCAGACAUGAGGCCCGUGGGCCUCAGGGCUGAUCAGGAGGACUGAUCGAUCGGGGAUGAUUGAUGAUGGUGUUUCUUUCCGUGUGUCUUCACUGGAGAUAUUUUUAGUUUGGCGCUGUGACAGGAAGUUCAGAGUGGAACUGAACAGAGUUGUUGGACUGUAAGUGUGUUUAUUCAGCCUGAUACUUUCACUCAUUUUACUACAUUAAUCUGACAGCAGAGUUACUUUUAGAUGAUUACUUCUCUGUCCAGUGGAAACUUUUAUCUCCAGACACUCCUGAUGCUGAAUGUUUGAAGGACAAAGUGUUUUUUUUCUGUGUUCAGAAAAUUUUCCUUCCUCAGCAAAAUAAACUUUUUAAAGGUU
This is a messenger RNA of Acanthopagrus latus (yellowfin seabream), 2796 nucleotides long. Its product is annotated as gastrula zinc finger protein XlCGF57.1-like. Gene Ontology annotation, biological process: regulation of transcription by RNA polymerase II. The record is from RefSeq and is a predicted model, not a curated record. The transcript is spliced from 2 exons. Gene Ontology annotation, molecular function: RNA polymerase II cis-regulatory region sequence-specific DNA binding; DNA-binding transcription factor activity, RNA polymerase II-specific. The coding region runs from base 339 to 1784 and encodes 481 amino acids. Lineage: Eukaryota; Metazoa; Chordata; Actinopteri; Spariformes; Sparidae. Gene Ontology annotation, cellular component: nucleus.